CAAACCGGCAUUGUGUUUACAGUGAAAUUGUGCAAAAAAGUUAAAUAAGUUAUUCUUUUCCGUAUAUCACGUGUUUUGUGCAAAUUUUUGUCUUUAAAGCAGGCGUUUGUUUUUAAGGUGUCUGAAAUGCCUAUAGGACGACGUGCGAACAUCGGUCGCCGCACAAGACAUGCAAGCCAGCAGCAAGUGUAUUUACUAAACUUAAGCGAAGGCAGACAAAAUAUAAUAAGACAAAAUGCCCGGUUAAGACAACGCAUCAGUACACGUAGAUCAUUGACAUCAUACAAUCGCUUGGCAUUCCAGUAUGAUCCCACUGCAAACUACAGUGAUGAUAAAAAUUUCGAUAUUGGACCAAUGACGACUAUAUGCCGAUAUUGCAAUGCGUUAAAGUUCAAAAGAGAAACGGCUGGAUUGUGCUGCGCAAGUGGAAAAGUAAAACUGGAUCCAUUACUUGCACCACCAGUGCCACUGAAAUCAUUGUUUGAUGGAAGUGACCCCGAUUCCAGCCAUUUUCUUCAACACAUCCUUCAAUACAAUAACUGCUUUCGCAUGACUUCCUUUGGAGCUAAUAUCAUUCAAGAAGGCGGCUUCAUGCCGACUUGCAAGGUAAAAGAUACAACGCACAUAACCAAUUACUCACACCAACACAAUGAAUUGCACACCACACACUACACCAUCACACGAUCAGAAGUUACACCGUAUUCUUCAACUAAUGAUUGUUUGCAAUUACAGAUACAAGGACAAAUAUACCAUUUGCAUGGUUCAAUGGUGCCAACACCAAAUGAACAGCAUCAAUUUCUGCAAAUAUAUUUAAUUUCGUCGAUGGUGGAUCAGCUGAAUGUGCGGUGCAAUAUGCAGGAAGAGUUAAAGAGACGAGUUAUUGAACAGUUGCAAUCAUUUUUUCACGCUAAUAAUGCUGUGGUUAACAUGUUCAAAACAGCAUUGGAACGAAUGCCAUCAGAUACCAGAGCUGUCAAGAACCGUCAUUUUCAAGAACCGGUUCCAAAGUCCAAAAAGGACCCGGUUCCGGAAGAACCGUGGUCGGUUCCAACCCGGAAAAGUCCGGAUCGAUCCCGGAAAAUUCAAGACCGCUCCGGAAAAAAGUCCGGCUACUUUUUUCUUAUUAACUUCCCGUAG
This is a messenger RNA of Ctenocephalides felis (cat flea), 1137 nucleotides long. RefSeq lists its product as uncharacterized. The transcript has 2 exons. Bases 127 to 1137 code for a protein of 336 amino acids. The record is from RefSeq and is a predicted model, not a curated record. Lineage: Eukaryota; Metazoa; Arthropoda; Insecta; Siphonaptera; Pulicidae.